AUGCAAAGUGCACCGAGAACCUGCAAGGAGUUACAUCCGGACAUUCCUUCUUUCAAGCUUGCAGUGGGGGCUUGCCGCGGGAGGCUGCAAGAGCUGCUCAAAGCACAGCCGCAGAAGGGCGGCCGCAGAGCUCCCGGAAACGACAUCCAGGUGGAACUUCGAGGCUGCUCGCAGUUCCAUGCCGAGAUCCGUGUUCUCCCUCCAAAGGAUGAGGACAGCCCGCCAAGAUUGGUGGUGCGAGACCUCUCCAUGAACGGGACUGGUCUGAAACAUGGUGACAAGCCAGCUUCUGUGCAUGUUUCACGUGUGCGCUUGGCCGCAGUGGGCCUGGAGCCGGGACAGGGUCUUUGCAAGAAGGGGCCGCCCAGCCGCCCAGCCACCCAGCUGCCCAGCACCAGCGCACGGAUGGCAAUGGCCAGGGCAGGUGUGACGCAGCUGCUGCCGGUGUGGGAUGAGGAUCCGAGCCUGAAAGUCAAAUUUCGGCAGGCCCUUUGGGACUCUGGAGGGCCCCGGGCUCGACGGCUUCACGGGCUUCUCCAGUGCCAUGAGAAGCUUCGUGUACACAUCUGGAGACUCAACCUGGAAGAUUACUAUAUCAUCAUGAUCACAUGCAAGGACACAGAGCUGCUGAGAAAUCUAGGUGAGGAUCAUUGCUUCCCACGGGGAUAUCCCGUUAUCUGGCAGCCGGGUCGGCGAUUGCACCUCUGUGGCUUCUAUCCGAAAUUCAAGAACGAUGCAGAGUACAGAUCGCUUUCAACAGAUGGCGUUUCGCACCUUUCGCUCACCAUCAAGUGGUCUGGCUUUCUGUUUGCCUUGCUGGCAUUUUCACACAAGGAUGAAUACUACUGGGUCGUAACAUCGAAGAACAGUGCCAACUGCAGCCAGUCCUAUCUUGAGGACUUCACGCAACUAGCUGCAGAUGUGAUUGCUGCAGAACUGGGCGAAGCCCUCCCAGUUGUUAUCCGUCGCCUGGCGGACAGCCAGACCUACCUCUGCGGCGAGUGCUUGAGCAUGUCCGACCAAGGACAUGGAUAUGCCUACCGCAAGGAAGCGGUCAUGAUUACCUGUGCAGGCAAGUAUGACAAUCAGUAUAGCCCGGAGACGGAAGAUGCUUCGUUGCUGUUGCAUUUACCUCCUGCGGAAAUUCGUUCUGUUGCGAAGGAUAGUGGCUUGCGAUGUGUGCAGGUGCUGGAGGUCCCGUCGGGCAAGGUGAAGCGAGUCGUGGGUGAGCUGGAAGGAAUGCGUGAUUUUCUGACUGCGAAGACGACGAUGCGCCUGCUUGCUCGAUACGGCUUGCCGGUAGAACAGUUUCGGGAACACGCAGACUUGAUCGAUUCCGAUACCCUGGAGGGCUUGGUCAUGCACUACCACUACAAUGACCGGCCAUCUGUCCGAGUGAAAUGGAAGCUUCCUCGCUAUACUUUUGUGACAACGCUUCUACGUCCCGUCAGGAAGAACAGCGUGCCUAGUGCCAGACUAGUGGACAUGUCAGCUUCGAUGGCCAAGCAGUGGUGUCAGACAUCGGAGGGCUGCGACUACUACACGUGUUUCGGUGUGCUGGCUGGCGAGCUCGUGAAAGACUUACCUUCUGGAACACUCAUAGCGCCGUGGAUCUCCGCUGCACACGAGGUUUUUGCGAUGGAGCACAGUGACGUACUGCGACGGGGCAGGCAGAUCAUCGACCAGACGAGGGAGAAAGUGUCAGCAGCACUCACCAGAUCACGGCACAUUCUGCACGUCCAAAAGCAUGACUCCAUUGGAUGCGCUCUGGUGACCUUCACCAGCCCAGAGGGUUGCCAGCGUCUUCUGCAUGCGGGCAACCGGCUGGACAUUGGUGGAGUCGUUGCUGACGUAAAGCGCCACACUGACAAGACGACAGGGCAACCUUCAGCAGACACUGUGUUCGUUGCUUGGGGGAGGCAACAAGAGCUGAAUGCACCAGUGAGUGGUGAAGCAUUGCUGGCGGCAUUGGAAACUUCUGUCUCCGGAGCCCCUGCCGUGCCUGCAGUGCUGGCUUCGCAAGCAGCCAGACCUGUUGCUCCCCAGAGGGGCAGCUGGCAGCUGAGGCUCGUCCUGCGAGGGAUCAUGGGGUCCGGAAAAAGCACUUUGGCGCGAGGGCUGGCUGCUGAGCUGGACGCGGUCUGCAUCAGUCAAGAUGACUACGCACAUCACGGCAAGGACGCGCGCCGCUCUUCGUUCCUGGACGAGGUCCGGCAGGCAGCUUCCUCGGUGGUUAUUCUGGAUCGAGUGAACUCCCUCCGUCGCCAUCGAGGGGAAAUUUUGGAAGUUCUCGAUGGUGAUGGUGCCGCUGUGCUGCUUUCGCUCUUCCACCCCGUCGACCCUCCAGGUGAUGCAGGACCUGCCGCUCUGCAGCUCUGUGAAGCUCGUGUACAGCAACGUGGGGAUCACCAGACGCUUUCUGGGAGCAGGACAGACUUAUCGUCGAUUCUGCGAUGCACAGCAAAACUCAUGGAGCCCAUCACAGAUGCGGAGGUGGCAGACUUUUUUGCCCACGUUCGGGUGGAUAUGACGAUGUCGCCGCAAGAUGCUCUGUCUUUCGUUCUUGAGCAGCUCAAGUCUUUGGGCUUGGUAGAGCAAAAUGAAGCUGGACGUUGGCAUGUGCGCGCAGUCCGUGCAGUUGCACCUUCCCGUGUGGAUGGCAACCAGCGCCGUGGCUAUACAGGCGCUGUGACGGAAAUUUUCGAAUUUGCGCCACCUGGAUUGUUCGAGUGCGAAGCUCCACGUAAGCUUCGUUUACGGGUCUCUUCCGAGCUUGGGGCUGGUCUUCAUCUGCGGCCGUCCUGGCACGGGAUGGUUGUGGAUGAGAUAGAAGACUCACCUGGCCAACCUGACCUAAGGUUAGGUGACUGCAUUCGGCAGAUACAAGCGCCAGGGCAAGGGGCGACAUGGCAAAGGCUUCACGACCUCGGACAUGAAGACUGUGAGUUGCUUUUUGCUCAGUCCUUUCAAGAUGGUGCCCAAGUAUUGCUGGAGCCCCAUUGCGAGACUUCCGGAAAUCUGCCCAGAGGACUCGAAGGCCUACUGGAUGUGAGCAUGCUUCGAGCAGAUUUGGCGAGCUUCAGCACGGACUUUGAUGUGGAGCUUCACCUUUGCUGGCCAACGCAUGUCGUACUUGCAGGCCCCAGGCCUGCUGUCGCCGCCGCACGUCUGCCGGCAUCGCAACUUCUGAGCCAACACAUCCAAUCGACAUCGUCAUGCGGAAAAGCUGUGCGCUGGUAA
Molecule: messenger RNA, 3240 nt
Organism: Symbiodinium sp. CCMP2592
Lineage: Eukaryota; Dinophyceae; Suessiales; Symbiodiniaceae
Source: the annotation of a GenBank genome assembly